GUUUAAAGCCCCUUGCUCGAAAAAAUCAGAAAAUUUUAAUCGUCUCCAAAAUAAUCAUUGGUUUAAGCACUUAUUUAAUCCUUUACAGUCCUAAUUUCUAGUUAUUGUAGUUAAAAUGAGUCGAGAGCUGUCACUCGCUAAUUUGGAAAUAUAUUUGGAUCAAGCAUCGGACCCAUCAAAGGAUGAAUUUGAUAUAUCUGCACUGGAUGCAUUUUGUCUAUUGGUCAAGAAAGAGCCGGAAUUGAAUGCAAAUGCAACGAGAAUUUUAGCAAACAAAAUUCAGUCACAAAAUGUCAAAGAAAGCCUUUAUGCUUUAGACUGUUUAGAAGAAUGUAUGGAUAUACUGGGAACGAAUUUUCACAUUGAAAUCAAUAAAUUCAAGUUUUUAAAUGAAUUGAUUCGUUUAGUCAGCAAGAAAUUCCUCGGCGAUAAAACUCCGUUGGAAAUACAAAAUAGAAUUUUGGACAUUCUAUUUACAUGGACUGACAAAUAUCCAGAAUUAGGCAAGAUAAAGGAAGCAUAUACAAUGUUGCGUACACAAGGAGUUGUUCAUGAGCCACAAAAGAAUGUGAUAGCACCAAGUAGAAAGUCAACAGACAGCACAUUAAAAUUAAUGGAAUCAGAAAAGUUUAAGAGACUUCUUCAAAGUCGAAAUCAAAAGGAUAUUGAGGCAGCUAAUUUAAUGAUUCAAAAUAUGGUCCGCGACAAUGACAGGCGCAUUCAGAUUCAAAAUCGUCGUCUUAUGGACCUUCAAAGUGCUAAUGAGAAUGCAAUUUUACUAAAGGAAAUGCUUGAUGAAAUUGAUGUUAAUAAUGCUAGCGAAGAUACGUUAAGUACACUCCAAGAAAUUUAUAAAAAUUGUUUAAAAUUGAAGCCAACUGUUUGCCGAUUAGCAGAAGAAUCGCAUGACUCUGAGACCUUUAUGAAUAAAAUUUUGGAAACGACUGAUUUAAUGAAUCGAACGAUUGAAAAUUACACAGCAAUUAUAAUUAACAAAAUUCCGACUCAAAAACCAACGAAAACUACAACAACAAAUUUACUGGAUGUAGCUGAGAAUUCUGGGGAAGCUUUGGCUACUCAGGAAUCCUCAAAUGGAACGCUUAGUGAAUUAAAUGAUAUAUUUUCAUCAUCUACAACAUCUCCGUUAAGUGCUCAAAUUGAUAACAUUUUAUUGACACCACAAGUUAUGAUGUCACAGCAAGCUUCCAGCAAUAAUAAUAUUGAUAUUAUGGCACUGAUAAAUAGCCAUAAACCGGCAAAUAAGGCAAUUAGUGAUGAUUUACUCGGAAAUUUUAAUGAUUCGACAAUUCAAAGUCCUACAAAAGUUGCUAGUGAGAAGCCAAAAGCAACACUAAGUGAGUUGGAUUCAAUUGUAAGUGGGAUGAAAACUAGACUUCUUGUAUCUGGAUCUGAAGAGCAAGUCACACCGAUUGAGGACACUCCAAAAUCAAUUAAUGACGAUGAUGUGAAGAAUUUAAUUUGUGAAACUCCACAAAGUGAAGUUCCACCUGAAAUUAAGGAUAGUUUCAUUGUUACUCAGCCACAGAAAGUAGCACUAAAAGACCUACAUUUAGACUUAUCCAACAUCCAGCCAAGCGAGAUUGAAGCACCACGAACAAUUUUAGAAGAGACAAAAGGUUUAAAAGUCAUUGUCAAUUUUACUUCAGACCGACCAGCAAAAGAUGUUGUUGUCUUGGUUAUUUCAGUUAUUAAUCAAGGAAGUGCUGCAAUUAAUAACUUUACAUUCGAUGCAAGUGUCUCAAAACCAUGCAAAUUGAGAAUUUUAGAAGCUUCAGGACGCGACUUGCCGGCUUUAAAGCCAUUUAAGCCACCGACAGAAACUAUUAAUCAAGUAGUAUUAUUGCUAAAUCCAACACAACAGCCCAUUAAUAUGAUUGCUAUUCUUACUUACAAUGUACAAGAUGAUGAUGACGAAGAAAAAGUUUCAAUUGAAGUCAAAGACAUUCCUUUUACUAGUUAGACAGUUUUUUUUUAAAAUUAUUUUGUAUGCUUCAUGUUCGUUAACAGCAUAAAUAUUGAUCUUCAUGCUUGAAAAAUGACUAAGUUAGUGACUGAAGAAGAAAGGAAAAAACAUUUAUUAUUAUUAUUAUUUU
This is a messenger RNA of Chironomus riparius, 2114 nucleotides long. The record is from the annotation of a GenBank genome assembly. Lineage: Eukaryota; Metazoa; Arthropoda; Insecta; Diptera; Chironomidae.